This is a messenger RNA of Oryza sativa Japonica Group (Japanese rice), 1656 nucleotides long. Its product is annotated as basic leucine zipper 34. Gene Ontology annotation, biological process: regulation of DNA-templated transcription. Gene Ontology annotation, molecular function: DNA-binding transcription factor activity. The record is from RefSeq and is a predicted model, not a curated record. Lineage: Eukaryota; Viridiplantae; Streptophyta; Magnoliopsida; Poales; Poaceae.
UAUAAUUCCUCCUCCUCCUAAACUACUAGAACCCCUCCUCUCCCUCCUCCUCCUCCUCCGCCACCCUGCGCCGCCGCCCGAAUCCCCUCCCACUCGCCGCCGCCGGCGACAGCAGGCACGGUGCGAGCGGCCGGACGUCCUCCUCUCCUCCUCCACGCGCGUUCGCUGCCGGCGAGCAGGGGCAGACGAGCACGCGACGCGGCGCCGGCCUCCUUCCACCGCCACCUACCUGACGCCGCCGCCUCGGUUCGAACCGAACCGAAUCGAAUCGAAGAUGAACGGGAUAAAGGAGAUGAUGUUGGAGGGGCUGUAGUUAAGUAGCACAAGAGAGGUGAACAGACGUCGGGAGCGUGUUCUCUCGCCAUGUCUCGGUCGCCGCACCUCCCUCCCCGCUGCCCGCCGCUGGGUCCUCAGAUCACAAGGAGGGACGACAGCUUGUUCACGCAGAGCUGCAGGUUUCCGUCGGAGGAUCCAUUCGUCGGUGAGCCGCCGUGCUGGCUCGAUGAUCUCCUCGCGGACUCCGGGAAGAGCCACACCCUUCCUCCUCUCAGGAGAGCCUGCAGCGAUUCUGAUGCUAUCUUGGAUGUGCUGACGUCGUUCCAGAGCCCAAUCUACCCUAUCGAUGAAGGGGAUCCGCAGCCGGUUGGCGAAGCUGGGGAGUCGUUCAAUGCUGCGGCUGAAGGGGGUGGAAGUGGUGCUGGCAUCGAAGGUAGCUGUGUUUAUGGACCAAAUUCGCCGAGACAGAAGACUAGGCUGACCAGUUCAGAGAGUUCCAUGGUUAACGCUGUCUUGGAGAAUGUCCCUAGCAACCCAUUGCAGUACCUGAUGAUUGAUGCCACAAGUGGUGUGAACUGUAAUGUUGGUGCAGCCAAUGGAACUGGAGACACAGGUGAUGCUGUAUGCCACGCUGAUCAAGAGAAGUCACUUAAAAGGCGCUCAGGCCAAAGAUCAAGGGUCAGAAAACUUCAAUACAUUGCUGAUCUUGAGAGAACUGUUGACUCACUUCAGAACAUAGGGGCUGAUUUGGCUGUGAGGGUGGCAUCUCUUUUCCAGCUUCGUAAUGCUCUAUCAAUGGAAAACAAGCAACUGAGGAGGCAGAUCACUAGUCUUCAGCAGGCAAAACUAAUUAAGGAUGGCCAAACGCAGAUGCUGAAGAAGGAAACCGAGAGGCUGAAGCAGCUCUCAGUGCGCCACCGCAGGAGCAGGAGCGUCACCUCUUGCUUUGAGGCCAACUCAUUUGGAGGAGGAGACCCAUCUGCGAUCAACUGGCAGAUGCUCGACAUGUCAAAGCUCAGCUUGAACGGCGGCGCUGUUGUUCCUCCUAGAGGCGGCUACGGCAUGUGAAAAUUUGACAGCAACAACCAACAUUGCCUGCACUGAUCUUCACCUGUGACAGAAUUGCUUGCAAUAUCAUUAGUUUGUGGUUAACAGUUCACUAACCUGACCAACCAUAGGUUUAUUAUUAUGGGUCCAUCUUUUAGGAGAGGGAGAUUAAGAGAGGGAGAGAGUUGAGAGAACAUCAGUCGUUAUCGCGGAAGAUUUGCUGAGGUUAUCAUGCAAGUUUUAUCUUUUUUGUAGAAUUCUGCAAUGACUUCCAUCGAACACAUAUGAGAUGAAGCAAUCUUUGCAUUGCUUAAAUUGCUGUGUUUAGCGUCA